AUUGUGAUAAACAAUUGAGCUCUACUGCGCUGCCCCUAACUAAACCAGAACAGGAGACAUUAUUGUACAUUUUGGUUAAUUUUGGGAUGGGUCACAUACCACUCAGAAAUUUCAAUGUUCAUCUCUUGUUUUUGCUUCCCAAUAAAAAGGACUGAAGAAGCAUAACAGAAACAAAGUCAGAGUGAAAUGCAAAUAAAGCUUGAUGUUUUGUCUUCUGGAGAGGCAAACUUCAAAAAUAAGAACUGUGUCUGCAAGGGUAAAAGUCACUGCUACUGUGAUGGAAUGAAAGGUAAUAAGGGUGAAAAAGGGUUCCCUGGUAUUCAAGGUCCACCUGGCCAGAUAGGUUUCCGUGGCCCUGAGGGACCUCUAGGACCUCAGGGACUCAAGGGUUCUACAGGGCUACCAGGUUUAGUUGGCCAAAAAGGUGAAAGGGGAUUGCCAGGAUUACCUGGUUUUUCAGGUCUCCCAGGUCUUCCAGGUGAGCAAGGAUAUAUUGGUCCAUCUGGACGUCCAGGUAUUCCAGGAUGCAAUGGCACAAAGGGUGACCAAGGAUUUCCAGGGCCUCCAGGGCCAGUAGGUGCUCCAGGAAUACCAGGUAUUGAUGGUGUCAAAGGUGAUAAGGGAUACCCUGCAACUGGAUAUGACCCAGGAUUUAAUGGAAAAGGUGACCCUGGAUUACCAGGAAUACCUGGAUGCAAGGGUGAACCAGGUCCUCGGGGACUCCCAGGGCUAGUUGGACCACAAGGCCCUCCGGGAUCUUCAGGUAUUUCAGGGAGAAUGGGCAUUCCAGGACCUAAGGGUGUCAUGGGGACUAAGAAUAUUGGAACCAAAGGAAUACAGGGUGAUCCUGGAUUAGCAGGACCCCCGGGGCCACCAGGAACAGUUAUUGUGACAUUAAGUGCACCCGAUAAUAUGACGGACUUGAAAGGAGAGAAAGGAGAGAGAGGAUCAAGGGGUCCCGCAGGACCAUUUGGGUCAUUGGGUUUGCCUGGAGAUUCUCAAAGUGAAAAAGGCGACCCAGGAGAGACUGGUCCACAGGGUAAACCUGGAAAAGAUGGUAUCCCUGGUCCACCUGGUUUUCUGGGAGAGAAGGGGCAAUGUGGUUACCAAGGAUUGCCUGGCAUAGUAGGUGCUAAGGGGAGGAAAGGAGACAUUGGCCCGCCAGGAUUUCCUGGUCCCACAAAAUAUUACGAUGAGGUGGCUGGUGAAAAAGGAGAUGAAGGAUAUCCAGGACCCCCAGGACUUAAAGGCCAACCUGGCUUACCUGGGCCAAGAGGUUCCCCAGGAGUGACAGGAAGACCAGGUUUAUCAAGAUUUGGUGUAAAUGGUCCAGAGGGAUAUCCAGGACGGAAAGGAAUUAAGGGAGAGAGAGGACAACCUGGAAUGAAUACUGUGGGAUCUCCAGGACUUCCUGGGCUUCCAGGCAGUCCUGGCUCUAUAGGAUUACCAGGUCAUCCUGGACAACCAGGUAAAGUAACAUUUGAAACACACCCACCAGGAGUUCCAGGAAACCCCGGAUGUGUGGGACCUCCAGGACUUCCAGGAGAUAGUGGAAUAAAAGGUGAAGAAGCAAGUCCUUGUCAUCAAUGCAGUUUUAUGCCAGGAGGACCUGGACUUCCCGGUGCUCCAGGGCCAGAAGGCCAAAAAGGAGCUACUGGUGGACAAGGAGCAAGUGGUCCCAAAGGAUUGCGAGGUUCUCCAGGGGCACAAGGGCCUUCAGGUCCUCAAGGACUUCCAGGAAUACCAGGAGAUCAAGGCAUGAAAGGGCCAAAAGGUGACCCAGGAUAUGUGUAUUCAGAAGGGCAAAAAGGAAACAGAGGAGAUCCAGGAAUCAGAGGAAAUCCAGGACGGAAAGGUUCAGAUGGAUUGCACAAAAAUCAUGGUUCAAAAGGCUCAAAAGGAAUUAAAGGCGAACGGGGACUGGAUGGUUUGAAAGGGGACAGAGGAUCACUAGGACUGCCUGGUAAUCAAGGUCCUCCUGGAGAAAUGGGGCUCACUGGACCACCAGGAUACGGACUACAGGGAAUGACAGGUCCCAAAGGCCCCAAGGGAAUAUCUGGUUUGCCUGGAUUGCCUGGAGCAGUUGGUCCACAAGGAGAAAUGAGUGCAUUAAAUUCAAUACCUGGACUACCAGGACCUCGGGGGCCAGAAGGGUUAUCAGGACCUCCAGGAGCAAUGGGUAAUGUUGGAUCAAGAGGACACUGUGGUGAUUUGGGAUUACCUGGUCCUGAAGGUGAUCCAGGAUUUCCAGAGACUGGAUUUCCUGGAAAUCCUGGUCCAAAAGGAGAUAAAGGUCUUCAAGGAUCAAAAGGAUCACCAAGUUUGCCAGGAAAGGCAGGAAAACCGGGAUCCCCAGGACAGCCUGGAUACCCUGGUGAAAAGGGAGACCCUGGAUUAAUUAUUCCUGGCCAGCAGGGUGGAUUAGGUUCCCCAGGAGGAGAUGGCUUUCCAGGGGUAAAAGGUGACAGAGGAUUUCCAGGAUUUCCAGGUUUACCAGGAUGCCCAGGACUUAACGGUGCUGAUGGGCCAAAAGGAGAACCUGGCUCACCCGGAGCCCGUGGAGAAAAAGGAUUUCCAGGAAAGUUUGGUGAUUGUCUUAUUGGCCCACAAGGACUCCCAGGUGCAUGUGGAGUAAUAGGCCAACAAGGAGAAGGAGGUACACCAGGAUCAAAAGGAGACUCUGGUAUUCCAGGCUUGGCUGUCCAAGGAUUCCCUGGAGAAUUUGGGCUGCCUGGAUUACCAGGUAGCCAAGGAGAUGUGGGAUUGCCUGGUCACAAGGGCCAGCAUGGCAGACCAGGAAUACCAGGUGUACCAGGUCAAAGAGGAGAUCGAGGUAUAAUGGGCUAUUUAGGAAUUCCUGGACCUCCUGGUGUCUUUGGGAAUCCAGGUAUUCCAGGAAACAGAGGUUCUCCUGGCCUUCCAGGACUGAAAGGAAGAAAGGGCUCUUUAGGGGCAAAAGGUGAGCCAGGUGAUAAAGGACUUCCUGGACCAUUGGAGACUGCAAGGGAUAUUGGAGAUAAAGGAGAACCAGGAUCAAAAGGAUGUCCAGGAAAAAUAGGUCUGAAAGGAGAAAGAGGAAAUAAAGGCAUACAAGGAUCAGCUGGGCCUGAUGGGACAUCAGGAAUAUCAGGUCUACCAGGUCCAAAAGGAUUACCAGGACCUCCAGGAAACAGAGGUGGUAUGGGAGUGCCAGGUUCUAAAGGGGAGAGAGGAUCUCAAGGUUUGCCCGGCCCAUCCGGUGCACAAGGCCCUCCUGGCCUUAUUGGUUCUCCAGGUGAUAAAGGAGAACCAGCUAAUUCAGCAUCUGGGCCUUCAGGAAACCCAGGACCAAAGGGUGAUCCAGGCCCCCCAGGAGAAAUGGGAAGAAAAGGAGAGAGAGGGUCACCAGGUCAGCCAGGACGUGUUGGGGAACCUGGACUACCUGGAAAUAGAGGGGAUUGUGGAGAACCAGGAAUUCCAGGACCAUCUGAAUGUGCUGGAGAUCCUGGUGCUAAAGGACGCAAAGGGGUGCCAGGAUGGAAAGGCACAAGAGGCCUUCCAGGUGCAAUGGGAUCCCCUGGAGCCAAUGGAUCUGCUGGAGAAAGGGGGAAUCAAGGACGGGAUGGUAUUCCUGGCUCCCUAGGGGAAAAGGGAGAACGAGGUGCACCAGGAUGGCAGAUUCCAGGUCCACAAGGUAUUUCUGGUCCUAAAGGAAUCAAAGGUGAUAUGGGGAUUCCUGGUUGUCCAGGACCAGAAGGUAUUAAAGGUCUAAUGGGGGAUCCAGGACCAAUUGGACCUCCUGGAUUGAAUGGAAAGCCAGGAUUCCCAGGUACGCCGGGCAUAAUGAUUCCUGGCCAGAAAGGAAAUAGAGGUCUUGCCGGAGUGGCUGGAAAGCGAGGUAAUCCUGGUAGUCCAGGAUCUUAUGGAACCCCUGUCUACAGCAUAAAAGGGAACAAAGGUGUUAGAGGUGUAGAUGGCAUACCAGGACCACCGGGAUUGGUUGGCAAUAUUGGUGCCCGAGGUUCAACGGGAGUUGAUGGCACCCCAGGAAACAUUGGUCCUAGAGGUGAAACUGGCUUUCCAGGAUUUCAGGGAGUAACAGGAGAAAAGGGUAAUCGAGGACCCCCUGGACCAAUGGGUGCAGCAGGACCAAUCGGACCAAAGGGCCCCCCUGGUCAUCCUGGAUCACCUGGGAAAGUAACAUGUGUCCCAGGAAACCAAGGACCUGCAGGACCACCAGGAAGACCAGGACCACCAGGACAUCUAGGACCUCAAGGGCCACCAGGGUUACAUGGGCCUCUAGGUAUAAAAGGUCUACCAGGCUAUUGUGGAAAUCCAGGAAUACCUGGACCAAUUGGUCCAAAAGGAGACAAAGGAUUUCAAGGACAAAGAGGCUCUCCUGGACUUAUUGGCUUUCCAGGAGUACGGGGCCUACCUGGUUCCCCAGGUAUUUCCAUUCCUGGUCCAACAAGAAGAGGCUUCCUUUUUGCAAGGCACAGCCAGUCAACAAAGAUUCCUUCAUGUCCAUUUGGGACAGCCGAGAUCUACAGUGGUUAUUCUCUUCUCUCUGUACAAGGAAAUGAGCAAGCACAUGGCCAAGAUCUUGGGACAAUUGGUAGCUGCCUACAGCGAUUUACCACGAUGCCAUUUUUAUUCUGUAAUACCAAUGAUGUUUGCAGUUUUGCUUCUCGCAAUGGCUAUUCAUACUGGCUAUCAACUGCAGCACUAAUGCCAGAAGACAUGGCCCCAAUCUCUGGCAGUGCCUUACAGCCCUAUAUUAGCAGAUGUAUUGUUUGUGAAGGGCCAGCAAUGACAAUAGCAGUUCACAGCCAAACAACGGCAGUUCCUUUAUGUCCUCAAGGCUGGAUGUCUCUCUGGAAGGGUUUUUCCUUCAUUAUGUAUACAAGUGCCGGCUCAGAGGCCUCUGGCCAAGCAUUGGCAUCACCAGGAUCCUGCUUGGAAGAAUUCCGUCCCAUUCCAUUCAUAGAAUGUCAUGGCAGAGGGACAUGUAACUACUACACAAAUUCCUACAGCUUCUGGCUGGCUUCACUAGAUCCAAGAAGAAUGUUCAGGGAGCCUUUACCACAGAGUUUGAAAGCAGGGGAACUGGAAAAUAUCAUCAGCCGCUGUCAGGUCUGCAUGAAGAGACCAGACUGAGAGACAGAAAUAGCCUAUCGAUUCAGAAUGCUUUUUUCCAAAGCCAAACUGUUUCUGGACAAUGAGCUCUAAAAUGCCAGUGUAGCACUAUGUUGAGCUAGUGCAGCACUUUAAUUUUUUUUUCUAAGCAACUUGUAAAGCACUUUCGUGGAGAAGGCUGUUGUAACGGCAGUCCUACAGAUCUUCAUCUUCUGAACUGUAAAACAAGGUGUGUGAUGUAAUAUAUUUUAUUGGACCAACUUCUCUGAGUGAGAGAGACAAACUUGCACAGUGAGACCUGAAGAAGAGAGCUAUGUAAGCUUGAAAGCUUAUGUCACUAAUGGAAGUUGGUCCAAUAAAAAAUAUAUUAUCUCAUCCACUGGUCUCUCCAAUAUUCUGGUAUCAAUGUGGCUACAGAACUGUGUACAACUUUUGAAUUGUGUCAUUUCUAAUCUGCCUGUUUAUGGUCAAACUAUACCUUGCCAUCUUUUUCAUGGAACAAGUGAAUGCUACUUAGUACCACAGCUUUGUUUUCUAAUUGCAGGACAAUUUACAUGCUAUAAUUACAACACUUGACAUCAGAUUUUCAGUGUUCAAAGUGGAUAUCAUUUCAGAAGAAACCCUAGCACAAUAAGAAAUGAGGUUUAAUAGGAAAAUAUUCUCAGUGUAUUUUUAAAUAUACUUUUCUAUCUAGAUCAGUGUUUCCCAAUUUUAUUUGGCCAUGGAACCCUUUUCAGCAUAAUAGAAUUUCAAGGAAACCCUAGGUUGCCAGGGUAAAAUUUGUCAAAAAAAAAAAGAAGCUCCGCCAGAAUUGGUCGAGGAAAAUAAGCUGCAAAAUAGACUCUGUCUUUUUAAGAGAGGAUGGAGAAGUGCCAUGUUCUCGCGGAACAAUGUUUCUUAACUAACCAGAAAAGAGAAUCUAUGCUGUGCCUUGUCUGACUAGUCAGCCUCAUACAGAAUACAAAUGUGACUUGUGUUAGCUGUUCUUUUGCAUGAUCUUGGGCCUGAUUCAAAGUCCACUGGGAUCAAUGAGAAGACUGCUGUUGGCGUCUGUGGAUUUUGAAACAGACCCUUAAUGCCCAAACCUGCAAAAUGAUUAAAUGCUUCAGAAGCUUACAGUACUAUUGGUCCUAAUUAUUACUAGAUAUCUUUGUUUCCAUUGAAGUAAAAUUAACUAAAAUGUCAUCUGGGAUUUAGGUGGACUGUGGAUAAUCUGUUAUUUAAGAGCUCCCAUGGUGUUAAAGAAUGAACACAAGCCUUCAGUUAUAAAUCUUUUUAAAAGUGCACUGCAGAAAGAAACAUAAAAUCUACACAUUUUAUGAAGUAUUUGAAACAUUAAAAUAUUUAUCAUGAACAAAUAAAACCUCCUAGUCGAUCUAGUCAGGUGAAAGUAUCUACAAUAAAAUAUUUGUUAUGAGUGAUAUUUAAAUGAUAUUAUCUGGCACUAAUUUAUACCAGUGACUUCAAAUGUAAGUGGACUUAAAUACUUGAUAAGCACUUUUAUUUAGUCAUUUAAUUUAUAUAAAAACUGUAGCUCUGAUUUUUUUAUAUAUAUAUGAUAUUGCACUUGCUGCACUAUUUAAAAUUUGUUGACAUAUAAAAAGUCAAUAACUAUUAAUUCUUGCACACAAAUAUCAGUAUUCCAGUUCAGUUAUUUAGACUUGUAGAUAAAGCCAAAUUAAUUGGACAAGUUUUAAUGCAUCUUUUUAAAUGCAGGGUCUAGAAGUCAUUUGAAGAAACAGAUUUCUCACUGAGUCCUAUUUUUGUAAGCAAAAUAUUUUAUAUUUAUUUGUGGUAAAAUAUUUCCAGUAUGUUUGUUUAAAUAUUGUAAUUUUCUCUGUUAAUAUAACUAGAAACAGUUUUCUCAGGAUCACCUGAUGAAGCUAAUUAAAACAUAGCAUUUACAUUAAUUGACUGAAUAGUGAAGAUUUUUUCCCUUGAAUAUAUUGCAGUUCUUCUGUUUGCAAAACACAAUUCAGAAUAUGACAUUUUAUAAAAUACUCUGAGCAUAUAUAUGCUGCUGCUGAGAAGGUGCGGAGGUAUAAAAAUCUUUCCUUCAGAUCUGCUUAUGUCUUCAAAUGUGACAAUCAUAUAUCAUGGGUUUUUUACUAAAUCCUAAAUUCUACUGUAAAUACAGGAAAAUACCCACCAUUUCUUUUAAAAACUGCUCAUUAUUAGGGCGAGGAUAAAUACAGCAUCACCAGAUGCACACUAAAGCUAUGUCUACACUGUCCCCUCUUGUGCAAAAAAUAUACAAAUAAG
Molecule: messenger RNA, 7377 nt
Organism: Pelodiscus sinensis (Chinese soft-shelled turtle)
Lineage: Eukaryota; Metazoa; Chordata; Testudines; Trionychidae
Source: RefSeq, a predicted model, not a curated record